AUGGCCGGGGCUUCCUCCCUGCAGGAUGACAUCCUGGCGUUGGUGAAGAAGCACAGCGACACGUGCUUUCCAGAGGAUUUGCUCGCUCGGGUGUCGGAGGAUGCCAGGCUCCUGGCGGCCAAGAUGAAAAUCAGGUCUCUUCACGAGGAAGACCCGUUUGGACUCUUCUCGUACGGCCGCGACGAGGACGGAGCGGAGAACGGCGGCGGCGGCGACGGGGCGAGGAAGGUUCCCUCCACCGAUGAUCUGCCGGACAACGUCCUCCGCAUGCUCGAGGGCAUGAAGAUAAACCGCCUGGACAAGGUAGCUGCUUUAAACGGUUUCACGACGAUAGACGCCGAGGUGGAGUUCUCGCGAACCGGCACAGAUUCAACCGCUACUGCCGCGGCCAGCGCGGGCACCAAUGGCCCUACCGUCACGUCUUCUGCUGCAACACGAGGCAAGCCGACGCUGUCGGAGAGAACGGUGGCCGCGGCAGCACGAGCGGUCGCUGCGGCGGGAGAGAAAGCGACAAUAGGCGCAGCAGAAGAUGAAGGAACCUCUUCGGACGAGGACGAUGACGACGACGAUGACGAUGAUGCAGGAUCACCCGUGUUCCUCACAUUCCGCUUCCGGAGAGAGCCCCUGGGGAGGGGCCCCGCUGAAUCCUGGGACGGGAGGGGCAAACGCGUGGCGCUUGGUGGCGACGUCCACGACAACGACCACCAAAAGGCGCGGGAGGUGAUCGACCUGGCGCUCGACGAUGACGACGACGGAGAAGAAGAACCUUCGUCGGUGAUAUCGACGACCCCGAAGGGCGACAACGAAGGGGGUUCUUUGUUCGAGAAGAAGGGCUCGGCGACGGCCGUCCCCAACAAAAUCGCCGCCAGCAGAGACAUCUCCUGCGAUGACGGCGGCGGCGGCGAUAGCCACGGUAAGGAGGGGCGUAAGAGGGCCGGGUCCAGGGGCCGGGGGAGCGAGGAGGGCCGCGGCGGCAACGACAAGGGUAGGAAGCGACCCAAAGGCGGCGAGGAGGAAAAGGAGGAGGAGGAGGAGGAGGAGGAGGGUGCCGAUGACGAGGAGGGUGCCGAUGACGAGGAGGGUGCCGAUGACGAGGAGGGAGGGAAGCAGGGGGUGGACGGGGACGCGAAGCAGUGCGAAGAGGAUGACGAGGGGCUGGAUUACGAGCCCCGGACGCUGGUGUCGUACUCCAUCAGCGGGGGGAUCGGGUACGACGCGCCGGCAACUCUGCUGCAGGCGUUGGUGUACGCGAGAGGAGACGGCCCUGCUUGCGUGAUGCCGCCCCCCAAACCCAAGGAGAGAGACGACGACGUCGACGACAACGAAAACGACGAGGAGGACGAGGACGAGGACGGAGGAAGCGUGUGCAACGACCAAGAGGACGUGUUCGACUGCGACGUGAACGGACCGGCGUUGGCGGCUCUUGGAAGGGCGCUAGGCCUCCACACCGAAGACCCCCCUACGUCGGACUCGCACUCCGACUCCUCUUCCGAUGACGGUGGGGACGUCCGAAUGAAGGACUCAGGCGCGCGACCGUCGGCAUCAGCAAAGGGCCCCGAGAAGGAGUCGGACACUGCAGAUGGCGAGCCUGGGAAGGGGAUUGGGAGCAUGACCCAGUCGGAUCUCGUCUGGUGGCUGCUGCUGUUCCCCUUCUUCGAGAAAGAAUUCGACUUGGUAGAAGUCGUGGCGUCGAGCGUUUUCGGGGAGGACGAUUCGGACGACUCGGACGACGGGGAAGGGGAAGAAAGCGAUCCGGAAGCGUGACUGACGAAUAUCGCGAGCGCUUCGGACGGACGGGGGGGGAGGGGGGCUGGUGUCGUCGGUUUUCUGUUCUGGAAGCGAAGAAAGCCAAACUGGUGGUGCUACGGGUAUGUGGUUUUGUGUUUAUGUGGGUUUUGUACCUUGUUUGUGUCGUGGGGUUGCACCCUGUUUUGUCUACCGGCGCCUUUUGCAGCACGUGGCGGAUGGUUGACCUUUACCUUUUCUUGCCCUGUUGUCGUCGGCUACACGGAUCGCACGCCGAAGUGGCGACGACGUUAGUCUUUGGUACUCCCUGUUUUGCUGAUCGAGGCGCGUCGCAUGUCGAUCGAGGCCUGCCGCAUUCAUCAAGUACGACGGUGCUGCUCUUUGGGGGGUUGUCUAAGAAGCACGCGGAAUGCAAGGGUGUUUAAUUGUUCCCAUUCGCCGUCGACGCGAGCUGCAGCGACAACGCUGCGUGACGAGCCCUGGGCGUUGCGCCCUAUCAAGGAGGAAAUAUUGACGAUGGUAGUGAUGGUUGUUCGGGGAAUUGCGGUUGAGGGGAAGUUUCGCCACCGAAGGCGAAAACCAAACCACCGGUAGGUGAAAGCCCGAUGACAAUCGCCAUUCUCGCCCAGGUGCCAAGAAUGGUGCCCUCGUUCUUCCGCCGUUGUAGCUCACUCCAUCAUUGAGUGAUCGGUUGGUUUUGAGAUUUUCACUUUAUUGGUGGAUUUUGCUGCUACGGAUGAGAGAAACGGCCGUGGACGAGCGAGUUCCCAUCACCAAAGAACGUGAGAGUCAACAAGACUGUGGUUGACCUAAGUAUCAAUGAAGCUCAGAGUAAGUGACUCAUCGCUAGUUGCGAAUCCCACACUGAAAACUAACAUAGCCGUUGUUGGGUUAAAAUUAUCCCCACAGAGGAAGAAAAAGCCGAGCCUGCGGCAUUUGUUGACUUUCGUAUGUGAUUUGCGGCACCCGCCGUCUUGAUUUUUUUGCAUCUAGGGAAGAAAUGGGAAGUUUUUACCCGUAUUGACGGGUGUCCGCUUGCGGGUGUAGGAAAAAUCCCCUUUCGGUUACACUGUUCAGCCCGUCCUGAGCCGGGAUUACCGAAGUUUUCCCAGCGGCGUUGGCGUGUCAUGUCCACAGCUACUUGUUAGCUUCGUAAAGCAACUUACAUGUACUCCUACGAAUUUAAUACGGAGUGAGUCGGGCUCUACGAAGAUGGACUAGGAGUGAGUCGGGCUAGCUGGACCGAUACAGCAGUGAGUGUAGUUUGUCGGGGAUGUGUUCGGGAAUAGACAAGGAGUAAGUCGGGCUACAGUGUAUGGACCACCGAUACAGUUACUGCUGCAGUUCGUCGGCGACCGUGUUUGGCAUGCGCGAAGCAUGAGUCCCCUGGAAACGGGGGUUGGGCAGGUGAUGCAGCACGGCGUCACGUGAAACCUGCAGAAGUCCCGAGCGGAGCGAGGUUGUUGUCCUUGUGUCCUUGUUCCGUUGACCUGGAACAUUUAUUUUCGUUGUUUCUCCGUCACGUCGUGGAACUUGAGACUACCAGAACAAACUGUCAUGGAUUUCGGGAGAAUAGGUUCUCCAUCUUGGCCGUGAUGUCCCUGGAGGCGUACAAGAAACUUGCUUCGUGCGUACAUGGUGCACUCCGGAGAUCUUGCGUUUUUUUUUUU
Ectocarpus sp. CCAP 1310/34 is the source of this 3416-nucleotide messenger RNA. The record is from the annotation of a GenBank genome assembly. Lineage: Eukaryota; Phaeophyceae; Ectocarpales; Ectocarpaceae.